UAAUCAGUCGGCGGGCCAGGUUAGGGUUACACCCGCGGCCUGCCUGUUUGCGUCCGGCGCAAACUUCCGUCGUCGACGCUUUUUUUCGGAUCGCCUUCCGUGGCCUGCGCUUCAGCGACGUCUCGUCGUCGUGGUUGGCGCUUAGCGGCGUGGCAAGAACCAGCCAGCCUGUCCGCGCCGCCAUGGGACCGUCAAGGACGAAGUGCAUCUUGAUCGUGACCCUUCUCGUCGCAUACGGUAUCACCAAUGGCCAUGGAGAAGUGGCGGAAGAGGGCGCUGGGUCGCCGUUACCGGCCGACGACGCUCGUCCGUUGACGGCGGUGGAAAGAAGCCCACAGGAUGGCGUCACGAUCGAAGAUGGCCGGGAGGAGCCUGCUGAAGGACAGAACGGAGGCGCGCAGGACAUCGCUCAGGGCGACAUGGCCGUGGCCGAGGAAAGAUCGGGCAGGCCGUACGCCGUCGUGCACAAGGCGCCGCCGCUGCCGCUGCACCAACACCACGAGCGGAAGCCGCAGCCGCUGCACCCUCACCCACCCCCGCCGCCUCCGCCGCCACCUGUGGUACGCGCCGUGGCCGUCAAGCAUGGCUCACGCACUAUUCUACCCGUACCGCACCACCCUCCGCCGCCUGUUGCCAUGCCGAAGCCGCCUCGUCUGCACAUCAAGUUGCCGCCGCCGCCCCCUCCACCCCCGCCUCCACCCCCGCACGCCGGCAAGCCCAUGGCGGCCGCUGUGCGUCCGGGACACGGCCGGCCGCGCAAGCUGGACAAGGAGCAGAAGCGCCUGCUGCCGGUGCGCUGCAACCACAACGCCCGCUACCGCACCCACGACGGGUCGUGCAACAACCUGCGCUACCCUUGCUGGGGACGCGCCGGGGAGUCGUACGGGCGCCUGCUCAAGCCCGACUACUCGAACGGCGUAUGGGGCACACGAAAAGGCAGCUACGGCCGCAAGCUGCCGAACCCUCGGCUGGUGUCCAUGGCUCUUUCCGGGUCCGCGUGGCAGUCGAGCGACACCGAGUACAGCUACCACUCGGACUUGAUUGUGCACUUUGGCCAGCUGCUGGCCCAUGACGUCACUUCCUCUGCCACGUUCACCACCACGCAGGUCGUCGACGGCAAGGUCACCAAGGCCCCGCCCAAAUGCUGCGGCAAGGGCGUCAAGCCUCACCCGGAGUGCUGCCAGGUGAAUGUGGACCACAAGGAUGAGUUCUACCCGAUGGGCCACUGCAUGGACAUGGUCCGUUCGAGCUCAUACAACGCGAGCCGCACUGCCUGCCCCAGGAACAGUCCAGGGGAUUAUAGGGAGCAGAUAAACGAGGUGACGUCAUUCAUCGACGCCAGCGUCGUUUACGGCAGCAGUGAGGAGGAGGCCAAGAAGCUUCGCAGCGACGAUGGAAAGGGAGCCAAGAUGAAAGUGGACAAAUCUAGCUUGUACAUUCCCAAAGGCCUGCUGCCACGUAAGAGCGACGGGGAGUGCUUCAGCUACAUGCCUGGAUGCGAUAAGCAGUGUUUUAUGGCCGGGGACCAGCGUGCGUCGCUGACGCCCGUGAUUGCUUCGCUGCAGACGCUGCUGGUGCGCGAGCACAACCACAUCGCCGACGAGCUCAAGAAGAAGGGCUGGCCCGACGAGAAGGUCUACAAUGUGGCCAGGAAGAUGGUCGGCGCCUGCCUGCAGGUCAUCACGUACAAGGAGUACCUGCCGCACAUCCUCGGUCCCGGCAUCAUGGAGGACUACCGGCUGUCGAUCCCGACGGCGCACUACUACUACAACGAGACGCUGAACCCGUCGCUGCUCAACUGCUACGCGACGGCCGCCAACCGGGUCUCGCACGCCGCGGUGGGCACCAAGUUCCACCGCGAGGGCCAGAAGUGCUUUCACACGUCGCGCGUCUCCUACGACCUGAACACGCUCGACGACUUCUGCAAGCCCAAGACGGACCCCGUGCGCUCGCUCAUCAUGGGCGCCGCCUACCACAACAUGCAGCACCAGGACACCGUCUACAGCAAGGAGAUCACGAGGUACCUGUUCGCCAACCCGCCUAACCAGUUCGGCAAGGACCUCCUGUCGCUGGACGUGAACCGCGGCCGAGACCACGGGCUGCCUUCGUACUUGCACUACCGAGUGCUCUGCGGCCUGAAGCCCGUCUACUCCUUCGACGACUUCAAGAAGGAGAGCAAGUCCUACGACGCCGUGAACAGGCUCAAGGCCGUCUACGGGAACUAUUUCGAGGACCUGGACUUGAUUGCGGGCCUGGCGCUGGAGACGCCCGUACAAGGUUCCUUCUACGGGCCCACUACACUGUGCAUCUUGGGCGAGCAGUACUACCGGCUUAAGUACACGGACCGUUUCUGGUUCGAGAACCUCUACCACCCGGGGGCCUUCAGCAAGGAACAAGUCCAGGACAUCGCCAAGGUGACGCUUGCAACUCUCAUCUGCCGCAAUACGGACGUAGAGUACAUACAGCCAAACGUCUUCAAGAUGGCAGGAGCAGGAAACUCAAAGGUCAGCUGCAAGUCCAUCUUGGCAAAGACCGACUACGUCUACGAUCUGUACAAGUAGCCGAAAUAAACAAGCGAGAGAGACAACAAA
Messenger RNA from Dermacentor andersoni, 2591 nucleotides. Its product is annotated as salivary peroxidase/catechol oxidase-like. Gene Ontology annotation, molecular function: heme binding; peroxidase activity. The record is from RefSeq and is a predicted model, not a curated record. Lineage: Eukaryota; Metazoa; Arthropoda; Arachnida; Ixodida; Ixodidae. Gene Ontology annotation, biological process: response to oxidative stress.